This is a messenger RNA of Racocetra persica, 414 nucleotides long. Lineage: Eukaryota; Fungi; Glomeromycota; Glomeromycetes; Diversisporales; Gigasporaceae. The record is from the annotation of a GenBank genome assembly.
CCGUCUAAUAAUUCACUAUCUAAUAACAAUACAUUACCAUCCAAUAAUACAUCACAACAAAAUAACUCAUUACUAAAUCAACCCACAGGAGUUAAUUCCCAACCAUCGUCAUCCAUAAUUAGUGAAGAGGCACUAAAUACUGGAGUUACAAGUCCAAUGCCAAAUAACGACCAGCCUAUUGGCACUAUUAAUCCUAAUUCACCAUCACCACCCCCUGAUGGUACGAUUGGUGGUAUAACCCUUCCACCUCACUCAACAGCAAUAAUUGGAACAAUUCUUGCAGUUAUAGUUGCAGCACUUGUAGUACUUUUUAUAGUAAAGAAAACUACAUUUGGUAAAAUGAAAGUUGAUGGCCUUCAGAAAAAUCAAUUGAAUACAAAUGGUAAUGUAGCUAAUAAUAAUGAAUUAGAAGAA